AUGAAAUUAUUAUUGAUAUUAAUAUGUAUAUAUUUCAUACCUUUCAAGAAAUGGUAUAUUCAAUGUCAAGAAGAUCCAUUAACUAUAUCAUCAACAACUGUUGAAACACAAUAUCUUCAUUUUAAUAUGACUCAUUAUGGAGUAGAUGGUGGUGUUUUUUCAAGUCCUAAUUUUCCGCAUAAUUAUCCUCAAGAUACAAUUUUAUUUUAUCAAUUUACAGCAUCAAUUGAUUAUCGUGUUGUUGUUGAAAUCGAUUCUUUUCAAAUACGUGGUGUUUCACCUCAAUGUACACAUGAUUAUUUAGAUGUUUUCAUAAAUCUUACUGAUUUUAAUUUUAUUCAUGAUCAAUUACUUCAUCGUUAUUGUGGUCGGAAUAAACCACCAUUAUUAAUAUCAUACACAAAUUUACUUUUACUUGGCUUUUUUACUGAAGAUACACAAACAGAACGAGGUUUUAAUGGUUCAUUUCAUUUUAUAUCCGAACAACGAUAUAAAAAUCAUCUUAUACAAGAACCAUGUAAUUAUAUUUUUAAUUCAUCGAUAUCAAAACGUGGAGAAUUUUCUUCUUCAACAUAUCCCGGAACUUAUUUACCAUGGCAAUUUUGUAAUUAUUCAUUUAUUGGUUUACCUGGUGAACGUAUUCAUAUUCGUUUUCGUGACUUAAUGUUAUUUAAAACAUUAAAUACUCAACAUUGUGCUAUUGAUUUAAUUCGUUUAUAUGAUAAUAUAUUUCAUUCAAAUGAACUUCAACAAAAAAAUUUUACUAAUAAAAAUAUUUUCUCAGAAGAAAUUAAUGAACAUCAUAUAACAGAUCUUUGUGGUACAUAUACAAUGCCACUUGAUAUUUAUUCAACAAGUAAUUAUUUAUUGUUCUAUUUUAUUACGACACAUUAUGCAGAGUUGACUGAUGAUGAACAAGCACGAUUAAAUGAUGCAUCAAGUCCAUUAUUAUGGCGAAAAGGUUUUUAUGCUGAAUAUGAAUUUUUAUCAACAUUAACUAAACUUGAUUUUAUAUCGAAAACAAAAUCAAAUCAAUAUUUAUCAGGUACGGAAUGUGAUCAAACAAUAAAAUCAUUUGGACAAGGUUAUGGUCAAAUUCAAUCACCUAAUUGGCCGAAUUUAUAUAAACCACAAACAUCAUGUACAACAUAUUUCUUAGGUAUUGAUGAUCGUUAUGCAUUAGAAAAUGUUGAAUUUGAAUUUGAACAAUUUGAUAUUGAUUGUCAAAUAGCAUCUUUUGUUAUUUAUAAUGCAAGUAGAAUAUAUGAUUAUAAUUUUAAUUUACGAUCAUCAUCUGUAUUAACAAAUACAAUGUCAAUAAUAAAAGAAAAAUCCCUAGCAUUUAAUAAUUAUUAUCAACAAGAUGUUGAUUUUAAAGAUAAUCUUACAUUUUGUGGUCAUUUUAAACCUGAAGGACGUUUUGUUUCACAAAAUGCAUUACUGAAAGUAUCAUUCGUUCCUAAUAAUCGUUUAACAAAUCGUAUUUCACCAUCAUUAUUAACUGGUGGGAAAUAUCAAGCAAAAUAUAAAUUUAUUAAAAGUUAUCAUCAAAUAGCUGAUGAUAAAUUUCAUGGAACAAGUUCGAAUGAUUGUAAUCUUGUAUAUUAUCAAUCACGUCGACAAAGUGGAAAAUUUGAACCACCACGUUCAUCACAAAAUGAUUAUUUUUCUAAUUCAAAUUGUACAUUUCAUUUUUAUAUUUCAAAUCCAAAUUUUCGUCUUCUUAUAUGGUAUGAUUAUUUUAUUAUUGCCGAUGAUGAUUAUACACAUUGUCCAUCCGAUAAUUUAACUUAUUCAUAUCGUUCAUAUAAAUCUUCAUCAUAUUCAUUAUAUCCAUAUAUUUAUUGUGGUUAUCAAAAUUUCCCUCCGCCAUAUUUAACAAGUUCUUCAACUGAACAAUUUCGUAUACAUUUUCGUUCAAAUAAUGAUUCGAAUACAAGUUUAGGUUUUAAUGGACGUUAUGAAUUUAUCAAUCAAUCACAUCAUUUAUUUUCAUCAAAAUGUCGAAAUCCAUUUGAUCCUAUUAUUGAUAUAGAUGAAAAUGAACAAACAUAUGGUAAUAUAUCAAGUAAUGGUUAUCCAGAAAAUAUUAUCUGUGAAUGGUCAUAUCGAACAACAUAUGGAUUUCAAUUUAAUUUACAAAUAACUAUUCUCGAUAUGGAAGGUUCAAAAAUACAAGAUCCACCAUUAGGAUGUCAAUCAUCAGUUUUAAAAAUUUAUAGUCAUGAACGAAUGGAUGAAUUAUGUGGUAAACAAGAAAAUAUAACGUAUAUUCUUACAAAUUCAAAUUGGUUUACUAUACAAUUUAUUUCUUUAAAUCGUCAAACAAAAGAAUAUUUACAAGGUUUUUAUUUAACAUGGACAAUUGUUCAAUUGAAAAUAAAUAAUCAAUGUUUAUUAUCUUCAAAUAAUUAUUUUGAUUGUCAAAAAUCAUCAACUAUAAAUGAAACAUCAUUUUGUAUUCAUCGAUCAUUAAUAUGUGAUGGAUUUAUACAUUGUCAACCGUUAUCAAAUCAUGAUGAAUUUUUAUCAAAUUGUUCUCAAAAUUCAUCAUCAAAUUCAUAUUUUAUAUCAUUUCCAUUUUUACGACAACAUUAUAUAUUAAUUUCAAUUAUUUUUCUACUUUCAUUUAUUAUAUUAUUUAUUAGUAUUAUAUUCAUUUUAUUAAUAAUUAAAACAAAACAAGAUUGUAUAGCAAAACAAAAGAAAAAUAAAUCGACGAAUAUUGAUUUAUGUGAUGUGGGUGGUGAUGAUGAUAAUGAAGAUUUUAGUGAUAUAAGAUUGAUAAAACAAACUGUUACAACAGUUUAA
This is a messenger RNA of Adineta steineri, 2811 nucleotides long. The record is from the annotation of a GenBank genome assembly. NCBI's taxonomy places the organism in Eukaryota, Metazoa, Rotifera, Eurotatoria, Adinetida, Adinetidae.